AUGUCUGAUAAACCAACAACAUUCGAAGGAACACGGAAUUUCCGUCUCCGGCUAGUGCUUGCCACAUUGGCCGGUACACCAAUUCGUAUCACCAAGAUUCGUUCUGCAGAUCUCAAUCCAGGUCUUCGAGACCAUGAAGUCUCCUUUCUCAGACUUCUAGAAGCUGUCACCAAUGGCUCGCAUAUUGAGAUUUCCUACACUGGUACGACUGUGAUUUAUCGCCCAGGUCUUAUUAUUGGUGGCCAGCUCACUCACACGUGUCUGGGCCUGAAGCCAAUCGGGUACUUUCUCGAACCAAUGCUCUACCUCGCUCCAUUUUCCAAGCAGAAAUUUUCCAUCGUGUUCACAGGACUCACUUCGACUGAUGUUGGAGGCGCUGCAGGUGUUGAAGCCAUCAAAUGGGGUCUUUUGCCUGUGAUGGAGAAGUUCGGUGUCAGAGAAGCCGAGAUUCAUAUUUUGAAGCGUGGCUCUGCACCUUUGGGUGGCGGAGAGGUCCACUUCAUUUGCAACUCUCUUAUAGCACAGCCGCUCACGCUUCAUGCGCUCGAGGCCCCUAAGUUCCUGGCGAUCCGUGGUGUGGCCUUUUGCGCUAGAGUUUCUCCAUCUGUCGUGAACAGAAUCAUCGACAGCGCACGUCUUGCUCUCAAACCAACAGGAAUUGAUGUGAAUAUUACCGCAGACGUGUGGAGAGGUGAGAACUCCGGUAAAUCGCCUGGAUUUGGUGUCACUUUGGUAGCAGAGCUGAAAAAGGGAUGGAGAAUCUUCGCCGAGGGAACUGGCCUGGCGGGUCUGCUUCCAGAGGACUUGGGUGAGCUUGUAGCCUAUCAACUUCUCGACGAGCUCACCAAAUCGGCCUGUUUCGGCCGCAACCAGCUCAAAUUGGUGUUGGCAUACAUGGCGAUCGGAAAAGAAGAUGUUGGUCGUCUUGUUCUCCAUCGUGACCAGGUGGAUGACGAGCUUGUGUGGUACUUGAGAGAUUUGAAGGCUUUGUUCGGUAGCGAGGCCUUCUUCCAGGAUGGCGCCGAGGGAGUAGAAGAUGUGGAUGCCGAAGACAAGUACGUCACUCUUGCAUUGAAGGGAAUGGGAUUCACAAGUGCUUCUAAGAAAAUAGCAUAG
Molecule: messenger RNA, 1116 nt
Organism: Australozyma saopauloensis
Lineage: Eukaryota; Fungi; Ascomycota; Pichiomycetes; Serinales; Metschnikowiaceae
Gene: RCL1
Product: rRNA-processing endoribonuclease
Exons: 1
Coding region: 1-1116 (371 amino acids)
Biological process (GO): endonucleolytic cleavage of tricistronic rRNA transcript (SSU-rRNA, 5.8S rRNA, LSU-rRNA); ribosome biogenesis
Cellular component (GO): nucleolus
Molecular function (GO): RNA endonuclease activity
Source: RefSeq, a predicted model, not a curated record